Messenger RNA from Triplophysa rosa, 1446 nucleotides. RefSeq names its product polymeric immunoglobulin receptor-like. The coding region runs from base 94 to 1446 and encodes 450 amino acids. The record is from RefSeq and is a predicted model, not a curated record. The transcript has 6 exons. Lineage: Eukaryota; Metazoa; Chordata; Actinopteri; Cypriniformes; Nemacheilidae.
AUUGAUGAGAUAAUCUACACCACUGCCAUACAAAAUCAGAAAGGAAAAUUCCACAUAUCUGAUGAUAGAGAUAAUAAUCUCUUGAGUGUAAGAAUGACUGAUGUGAGAUCAGAAGAUGCAGGAGUUUAUUUAUGUGGAGUUUGGCUCAAUGAAAUCUUCUACAGUUACUCCAUUCUUACUGCUGUUCAUCUUCACAUUAUGAGUAAAGUGGGUGUGGUCACAGCGAGCGGAUACUCAGCAGGUGGAAUCAUCUUCAAGUGUCAUCACCAUCAAUACAAAAGCAACACAAAAUAUGUGAGUAAAGAAUCAGAUGGAUGUUGUGAGAGGAAGUCUCCAUCAGUUCAGGAUCAGUGGAUGGACAAUGGAGAUGUUUGUGUGUAUGAUGACACCAGAGCAGGAGUCUUGAUGGUGUAUUUUAGAGAGCUGAACGCUGGACAUGCUGGAACAUACAGGUGUGGAGUGAAUCCAUCUCAAUAUACUGACACAUUCACUCAAGUCCAGCUCCACAUUAAAGACGAUACAGUUUUGUCUCAUUGGUGGGUGAAUAAAUCUGUUUCUGUUGGUGAUGAAGUCAAUAUUACCUGUCAGAUCCCAGAGGAACAUCAAUUCAGUCCAAAAGUCUUCUGUAAAGAGGAUGAAAAUCACAUCUGUCAAAGCGUCAUCAGAUCUGAAGUGAAAGUAAAUGAUUUCUCUGAUAAAAGUGUUUUUACUGUGAUCAUCAGUGAUGUGACAGUGAGAGAUGCUGGAGUUUACUGGUGUGGAGCAGAAACCAGUCGCACAGAUUUCACUUUCAUCUCUCUCACCACUAAAGUUCAACUCAAACUCAGCAUGCCUCCAGUGUUUGGAGAUGAAGGAGGAUCUGCUCACAUCAUCUGUCCUUAUGAUCCCAUCUAUAAAUCAAAGUCCAAAAAACUGUUGAAGAGUUGUAGAGAUGAAAAGACUCUCAUGGAGAUGAACAGAUGGAGUGUGAAUGAUGACAUGACAGCAAGUGUGUUUAGUGUGAACAUCACUGGACUGACAGCAGAGGAUGCUGGGAAAUACUGCUGUGCAGUGACAUUAGAAACAGACGUGAUUUAUCUUUACACUCAUCUCAUUAUUCUCAUCAAACAGGAGCUUCUCUUGAAUAAGCGUGAAGGAGACAACAUGUCAAUGGAGUGCAAACAUCACGCUGAAUAUCAGAAAGUCUUCUGUAAAGCACAUGAAGUCUCAAUGUGUGUCAAUGAUGGAGUUUCAUUCCAGUGGAUCAGAGAUGAUGGAUUCUCUUUAAGUGAUGAAACAUCUACUGGAGUCUUUACUGUAAACAUCAGUCAUCUGAGAGAAGAGCAUUCUGGGAUAUACUGGUGUGGAUCUCACAUCAUCACUAAAGUGCAUCUAAACGUCACCAGAGCAGUUGAAGGUUCAGCGUCCAACAUUCAGGAAACCCACCAUGAGACCACACGAGAGUGA